ACAGAAGCCGACAAAGUCAGCCGGUUGGAAAAAGUGAUUACAAAUUUGCAGAGUCAAUUGGAAAUUGCUACAACCCAAAUCAAAAUUAAAGAUGACGAUCUAAUUACUUCAACACAAAAUAUUAAUGACUUACAGGGAGAACUGGAUACGGCUAAAAGUGAAAUUAAAAUUAGGGAGGACCUAUUAAAUUUAAAAAAUAAAGAAAUUAUGGAAAACAAUGAAAGAGUGAAAGUCGAAGUCAGCCGGUUGGAAGAAAUGAUUACAAAUUUGCAGAGUCAAUUAGAAAUUGCUACAAGCCAAAUCAAAAUUAAAGAUGACGAACUAAUUACUUCAACACAAAAUAUUACUGACUUACAGGGAGAACUGGAUAGGGCUAAAAGUGAAAUUGCAAUUAGGGAGGACAUAUUAAUUUUAAAAAAUAAAGAAAUUAUGGAAAACAAUGAAAGAGGAAACUCUUUGACAACAAAUAUUGAAGAGCUGCAGAAUGAAAUAAGUAACAUAGGCAAGGAAAAAAAUUAUAAGGAUGAAGAAAUUAGUAAACUAAAUGAAUUGCUCAAAGAUAAGGAUUACAAAGAAAGUCUUAUGACAAAAACUAUUGAGGACCUUCGCCGUAACUUACAUAAUGCUUCAGGAGAAAUCGAAAUAUCUAAAGACAAAAUAGUUUCACAAAAUAGCGAAAUCGAAAGGCUCAAAACUUUAACAGAAGCCCUUGAAUCGAACGAUAACGAAAUAAGAGACCAGUCAAGUUUCGAUUUGGGAAAUAUACAUAAUAAAGGACUAUUGGCGUGUAUUUACGAAAUGAAAUUGCCCAGAAUCUACACAUUUAAAGACCUCUGCAAAGCAAGUGGUUGGACGACCAUUCAAAGGCGAAUGGACGGCUCGGAAAAUUUUGAUCGGCCCUGGAAGGACUACAAGGACGGGUUUGGAAAUAUAGACGGCGAAUUUUUCAUCGGACUAGAUAAAAUUCACUCAAUGACUCAGGGACGUCGACAUGAACUCUCUAUUACACUUGGAGAUGCUACUACUGGACGCAUCGGCUACGCACAUUACGAUGAUUUCCUCAUUGGCAGCGAAUAUGAACUGUACGAGCUGAUAUCGUUGGGGAACUAUACGGGUUCAGUCGGAGACGUCCUGAGAUCUGAUGAGAAACAAAAGUUCACUACUUAUGACUGGCAGCAUGACAACUAUAAAAUCAAUUGUGCCUUCAACGGAAACGGUGGUUGGUGGUACAAUGACUGUGGCUAUUGCACGCUCAAUGGAAAUUAUUUUAAGGAUGGUAUCGUUACAGAUGCAUCUAAAAAUGGAAUUCAUUGGACUUCCUGGGAUGGCAAUAAAAAGGUCUCGUUAACUUAUGUUGAAAUAAUGAUUAGGCCUGUGUAAAUGAAACCCAUAAUGUUUUUCAUAUAAUAUAAACAUAAUUUGCAA
Messenger RNA from Drosophila rhopaloa, 1425 nucleotides. Its product is annotated as fibrinogen-like protein 1. Lineage: Eukaryota; Metazoa; Arthropoda; Insecta; Diptera; Drosophilidae. The record is from RefSeq and is a predicted model, not a curated record. The transcript is spliced from 2 exons. Bases 208 to 1380 code for a protein of 390 amino acids.